CGCCUCCCGGCCCCGCCCCCUCGGGCGGCGCUGCAGCGUGACGGACAGGGUGAGCCUGGGGGUGUCCGGGGAUCGGCGGUCAGCUCCGGAGGACGGGGUGGGGUCGCCCCGAACAGGAGCGCCGGGACUGCUGGGACCCCGCGCUCGGGCAGUGGGGGUCCCGGAUGAGGCGACAAGUUUUCCGGUCCCCUUCCCAGUCCCGCCCCACUUCCGGGGCCGCCACUUUCACUUUCUUUUCCGCGGAAGCCGCUCUCCUUGCGAAGGACUGGGGCCUCCCGGGAGGAGGGGGCUUUGCCUUGAAACCCGGGACGCCAGGGGCGCUCCCGCAAGUGGGGGUCCUCCGGGACUUGGAGCGCCCCUGCUGGGCGGCGUCCCGGCGUCCUUUCCUCGCUUCUCCCCACCUCGGCUGGUCUCGUUUCCUCUUGCGCCCAUUGCGGACUUGUCUGGGCAUCCCCUGCCCUCUCACCGCCCCACGCGGGGUCCUGGGCUGGUCCCCGGGCGGUGUGAUGCUUCCCGACUGCCGCGGGUACAACGAGGCACAGACAGGGCUUGGGCCGCGCCGGAGGCCACAAGGCCUGGCUGAGUUGUUCCUGGUGUCCCGCCCCUCCCAGGCGACCCGGAGGUAGCGUUUCCCGGAGCCACGGCCCCCCCCCCCCCAGGGGGAUGGGCGCAGCCACGACAGAUGGACGAGAAGACCAAGAAAGCAGAGGAAAUGGCCCUGAGCCUCACCCGAGCCGUGGCAGGCGGGGAUGAACAGGUGGCAAUGAAGUGUGCCAUCUGGCUGGCAGAGCAACGGGUGCCCUUGAGUGUGCAACUGAAGCCUGAGGCCUCCCCGACGCAGGACAUCAGGCUGUGGGUGAGUGUGGAGGAUGCUCAGUUGCACGCCGUCACCAUCUGGCUCACAGUGCGCCCUGAUAUGACAGUGGCAUCCCUCAAGGACAUGGUUUUUCUGGACUAUGGCUUCCCACCAGUUCUGCAGCAGUGGGUGAUUGGGCAGCGGUUGGCACGAGACCAGGAGACCCUACACUCCCAUGGGGUGCGGCAGAAUGGGGACAGUGCCUACCUCUAUCUGCUGUCAGCUCGCAACACCUCCCUCAACCCUCAGGAGCUACAGCGGGAGCGGCAGCUGCGGAUGCUGGAAGAUCUGGGCUUCAAGGACCUCACGCUGCAGCCUCGGGGCCCUCUGGAGCCAGGCACCCCAAAGCCCGGGGUCCCUCAGGAACCUGGACGGGGGCAGCCGGAUGCAGUGCCCGAGCCCCCACCGGUGGGCUGGCAGUGCCCCGGGUGUACCUUCAUCAACAAGCCCACACGGCCUGGCUGUGAGAUGUGCUGCCGGGCACGCCCCGAGGCCUACCAGGUCCCUGCCUCCUACCAGCCCGAUGAGGAAGAGCGAGCACGCCUGGCUGGUGAGGAGGAGUCACUGCGUCAGUACCAGCAGAUGAGGAACCUAAGGGAAUGCCUGCAGGGCACCAUCCGCAACAGCCAGGAGGCAGAGGUCUCCUGCCCCUUCAUUGACAACACCUACUCGUGCUCGGGCAAGCUGCUGGAGAGGGAGAUCAAGGCGCUCCUGACCCCCGAGGAUUACCAGCGAUUUCUAGACCUGGGCAUCUCCAUUGCUGAAAACCGCAGUGCCUUCAGCUACCAUUGCAAGACCCCAGAUUGCAAGGGAUGGUGCUUCUUUGAGGAUGACGUCAAUGAGUUCACCUGCCCUGUGUGUUUCCAUGUCAACUGCCUGCUCUGCAAGGCCAUCCACGAGCAGAUGAACUGCAAGGAGUAUCAGGAGGACCUGGCCCUGCGGGCUCAGAACGACGUGGCUGCCCUGCAGACAACAGAGAUGCUGAAGGUGAUGCUGCAGCAGGGCGAGGCCAUGCGCUGCCCCCAGUGCCAGAUUGUGGUGCAGAAGAAGGAUGGCUGCGACUGGAUCCGCUGCACUGUCUGCCACACUGAGAUCUGCUGGGUCACCAAGGGCCCACGCUGGGGCCCCGGGGGCCCAGGAGAUACCAGCGGGGGCUGCCGCUGCAGGGUGAAUGGGAUUCCUUGCCACCCAAGCUGUCAGAACUGCCACUGAGCUAAAGAUGGUGGGGCCCCAUGCUGACCCAGCACCACACACACCCACAGGCUGUUAUGGUGUAGGGCUGAGCUUGGGACUUUGGCUCCAACUUCUGGCCGGGAGAUGCCUUUGUGCAGAGGCCAAGUCCCUGAGCUUUGGAUGGCCUUGCUUGCUGUAGUGCUAUAGGGCUCCGCCUGCACUGCUGUUGUCCAUGGUCAUAUCUGCCCCAGUGCCUUUGUCCUUCCCCUGAGGCUUGCCAGCCAGACUUCUCUCUCCUGCAGCUCCCACCUUUGCCUGACUCCAGCCAUAAACAUGGCCCCUGGCCAGAGGCCUCACUGGGUGGAGCCUCUGUAUGACUCCAUGCUCCUCCCACCACAACGCUGGCUCGUCUGCCGAACAUCAGCAUUCACAGCCUCCCUGCCUUCCCCUGCUGGCUUUUUGGGGCUGACUGUUCUCUGCCUUUGCAGUUGGAGGCCUGGGGCCUCUUAGAACUCUUGCUAACCUGUUCAGAGCCAGAAAGGAGACUGGGCAGUUUGGAAAGCACAGCUCAUCAGGUCCGGCUCUGCCUCUCCCUCUCUGCAGCCUGUGUAAGCUAUUAUAAUUAAAAUGGUUUUCCAGGAA
Messenger RNA from Sapajus apella (tufted capuchin), 2671 nucleotides. RefSeq names its product RANBP2-type and C3HC4-type zinc finger containing 1 (gene RBCK1). The record is from RefSeq and is a predicted model, not a curated record. The transcript is spliced from 12 exons. Gene Ontology annotation, biological process: proteasome-mediated ubiquitin-dependent protein catabolic process; protein linear polyubiquitination; positive regulation of canonical NF-kappaB signal transduction. Gene Ontology annotation, cellular component: LUBAC complex. Lineage: Eukaryota; Metazoa; Chordata; Mammalia; Primates; Cebidae. Gene Ontology annotation, molecular function: ubiquitin-protein transferase activity; ubiquitin binding. Bases 683 to 2068 code for a protein of 461 amino acids.